Dendrobium catenatum is the source of this 1044-nucleotide messenger RNA. RefSeq lists its product as uncharacterized. NCBI's taxonomy places the organism in Eukaryota, Viridiplantae, Streptophyta, Magnoliopsida, Asparagales, Orchidaceae. Bases 1 to 1044 code for a protein of 347 amino acids. The record is from RefSeq and is a predicted model, not a curated record. The transcript has a single exon.
AUGGGAUUAUUUUCUGCAGUAACUAGAAUAAGUCCUCUAAGGGCUAGAUUAUCUUGGAGAUUUUUAAAUAAUCCUUCUUCAUUGUUGCAUAUAUGCAUUGAAGCUAGAUAUGACAAUGAUAUUUGGCAAGGUAGUCCCAAACACAAACAUAGCUACUCGGCUGCUUGGUCCAUUCUUUUGGAUGGGGCUACAUCUUUAAGACCAAUAGUUAAAUGGCAAAUUGCCAAUGGAAAAAACAUUAAUGUCAUGAAUGAUAUCUGGUUAAUGGACAAAUGCUUCAGCAAAUGGCCAGUACUUGCGGACUGUGUGGGUCUUAAUGGUUUAUCUUUACAACACUUUAUUCAACAAGAUGGUCAGUGGGACUUGAAUGAAUUAAAUCGGUUUUUCAACAUAGCGACGGUGAACCUCAUUUUACAAAAUUGUGUUAUCAAUAAGGAGUCUGAAGACCAGAUUGUGCCACUUUUUCAACUCUCUGGUAAGUCUAUUACUGCUUUGGCUUAUGCCGAAGUUAUCAAACAUAAUACUCCAAAUGAUGAUUUCGGAUUUUCUAAUUGGUUAAGGAAGUUGAAACUUAAACCAAAGAUUGAAUUUUUUUGGUGGAGAAUGAGUAGAUUUGCUUUACCCACCAACGAAUUCCUGAAGUAUAGAAGACUCCAGCACUCAGAUUUAUGUCCUAGAGGUUGUCCUGAAACCGAAGUUUGCUUGCACAUUGCAGUCCGCUGUAAGCACCUCAUUGACAUUAUCAGUAAAUUGCAGAGUUGGGGGUUUUCUAUUCCAAUUUUUCAUUCUCUAGAUAACUGCUUAUCGCAGCUCAGAAAGCUUGCUAAUGAUCACGUGAAUACAGUUAAAAUUUAUUGUACUGAUGUCUAUUACUCCUGGAAAUGCCGAAAUGAUAGCCUGCACGGUAAUCCUCUCUUACCAUUAACAGUUGUGGCUGCCAAUAUUCUAUCUACUAUAAAAUCCAAGUUCCCAAUGCUAGUUGACUGGGGUGCUUCUCUCCAUUUGGAGUCUAACUCUUCUUGGCACCCCCCACCAUUAGAUUGA